This is a messenger RNA of Cottoperca gobio, 3557 nucleotides long. RefSeq names its product E2F transcription factor 2 (gene e2f2). The record is from RefSeq and is a predicted model, not a curated record. Lineage: Eukaryota; Metazoa; Chordata; Actinopteri; Perciformes; Bovichtidae. Gene Ontology annotation, cellular component: RNA polymerase II transcription regulator complex. The transcript has 7 exons. Gene Ontology annotation, biological process: regulation of transcription by RNA polymerase II. The coding region runs from base 511 to 1857 and encodes 448 amino acids. Gene Ontology annotation, molecular function: RNA polymerase II cis-regulatory region sequence-specific DNA binding; DNA-binding transcription factor activity, RNA polymerase II-specific; protein dimerization activity.
CAGAGCUCUGAGGUGGACGGACAGGAGUCACAGACAGGGUCGGAUUCCGCAUCAAAAGGAGUCACAAUAAACCGUAAAUCUCAAGCUGAAACCUGAUCUCAUUGAGACCUGAAAGCCUUCUGGUAUUGGACUUUAAAGUACUGGAUGUUUGGAGUAGAUAAUUUAAUUAACCGACAGUUUCUUUGUAACUUGUAGGGUAAGUUUUCGUUGCACUUUGUUACCGGACAAAGGAUAACAAUACCGACUAUCCUGCUGUAUUUACUGACGAAUUUUAUUUAAAAAUACGGCUGAAUUAUCUGUUUAACCCAUGCACUUUGCAUUUAAUUGGCUGAUUUCAGCUGUAUGAGUUUCUCUUUUGUUAUUAUAUUCGCCGGGUAGAAAUACUUGUUCAUACAAAGCCUAUAUAGCAGCAGCAACUUGCUAAUAACGGGAAACGAUUUAGCAGAGCAUUGGUCGGUGUGCUUAGCUACCAGCUUGACCAAUCCGGUUAAAUUUAGUUUACUCAGGAAAAUGAUGCGGAUGCCUAAAGGCGUCUCUCCGGCAUCAGGUCGGCCAGUAGUGGGACUGUCUUGCCCUCAGCAGAAGAUGAAGAUUGUGCCCACCGGAGGAGUGAAGACCGAGUUCUUCAGCACCGGACUGUCCAGCCCGCCAAUGAGCACGAUACCAGCCGGCUAUUUCACCCAGAUCUGCAACACCGCCGCGGCCGAACAAAGAGCCAACAGCCUGUAUUCAACCCCCCACGGACCAGAGGCUAAACCCAUCAGAUCAUCCUCCGGGCGACUGCCGGCUAAAAGGAAGCUGGAUCUCGAGGACCCUCUUUACAUGCCAGAGUUCCGCACACCCAAAGGCAAAUGCAGCAUCGCAGCCAGGAUACCAAGUCCAAGGACUCCAAAGUCUCCCGGUGAGCGGACGCGGUACGACACCUCCUUGGGCCUGCUGACAAAGAAGUUUGUGGGACUGAUCGCCGAGUCUCCCGACGGAGUUCUCGAUCUGAACUGGGCCACCGAGGUUCUGGAGGUGCAGAAGAGACGCAUCUAUGACAUCACCAACGUCCUGGAGGGAGUCCAGCUCAUCCGAAAGAAGUCAAAGAACAACAUCCAGUGGCUGGUUGGAGAUGUAUUUGAGGGUGGUGCAGGUGGAGGAGAGAAGGCUUGCGCGCUGAGGAAAGAGCUUGGAGACCUGGAGAGAGUCGAGAAAUCUCUGGAUGACCUGAUCCACUCCAGCACCGCACAGCUCAAGCAGCUCACAGAGUAUGAAGAUAAUAAGAGAUUGGGCUAUGUGACAUACCAAGACAUCCGCUCCAUCGGCACGCUCAGAGACCAGACAGUCAUUGCCGUCAAGGCUCCUGCUGACACCAAACUGGAGGUGCCAGACACGGCAGGGCAGGGGUCGUUACAGAUAUAUUUAAAGAGUAAGAAUGGCCCCAUUGAAGUGUACCUGUGUCCAGAGGAGGGUCUUGAAGAUGCUAGCCCAGUUAAAAGCGCCGUCACCCCUAAAAAGGAGUUCCCUCAACCCAUCGCCCAUCACCAUGCAACCCCAAUGGCUCCACCAAGCUACAGCGUCAAAGAGGAGCCUGCUGAAUUCCACAUUUCUGCAGCAGCUCCAGCCGCCUCCUCAGCUGCAGCCUCUGUUUCCGCUCUGCUGGACGUCGAGCGUCUGCUGGGUUUGCCCCCCAGCCUCCUCCAGAUUACAGAGGACCAGCUUCCUUGCACCUCUUUCGCCCCGGACCCCAACACCCCAUUUGUCAGCUUCUCUCCACCUUUGGAUCACGACGAUUACCUCUGGAGCCUGGAGGAUAGCGAGGGAGUGUCAGAUUUCUUCGACACCUAUGAUCUUGGAGAACUGUUGAAGAGCUGAGGUGUAGAUGAAGGAGGGCAGAGGUCAUUUGGGGGAGAUUAGGGGGAAAUAUUUAAUUGAAAGCCUUCUCGAGGUAUGAAAUAUUACACUAUGAAGCCAUAACUUCCGGUUUUGAUGUAAAUUAUUCCAAAGGAUGAGUUAGCCCCUUUGUUUAUUUUAAUAAAGUAAAAAUCAUUUGUAAAUAUUAUUGUAAAAAAUGAUCAGAGGGUGAGGCUUAGAUUGACAUGGAUGUGUACUCUCCAACCUUUAGGAAACACUGUUCAAAAAGCAGGGAUUGUUUUGAAUUUUUGUAUUAACUCGGAGUUAUUAUGAAUAUCAUAUCCCCAGCAACGAAAUCUGAUGCAUUUAGUCAUCAGGCGGUGUUUACAGUGUGACAACUCAGGAAUUAUUUUCUUUCUUGUUUCCAAAGUCUUAAAGUUUUGUGCCACUCUUUGACCCAUAGGGGGCAGCCUUGUAUUAUGUCAGCUUUAACUGCCAUGCAGCGUUACAUGAUUCAAUCACUGGAUGAGAGAAAGCUAAAGCCAUCAAGAACCAAACACAGUGUGUGUGUUUAAGAAUCUUUAUAUCUUCAACACCGACCAAAUGAAGCUGUGAACAAUAAUCCUUGUAGAUCCAAAAAUCUGAUGUUGAGCUCAUGUUGCUUCUGUCUGAUCAGGUUUGCGCUCUCCUGCCUUAAGCUUUAUGUCGGGCCUUGUAACCGUUUGGUGCUGCAUUGUGUGCCAAAAUGUGAAAAGGCAGCUUCUGACGCCCAUUAGUGGAGCCAGAUCCAGAGUUAAUGACGGAUAAUGGGUGUUUUGUGAAUACAUACAGUCUCUGACUGUGCAAGAGGGUCACACUCACUCUUGUUGGUUUGGCAGCUUUAUUUCAAAUCCAGGUGCUCCUCUAUUGAUAAGAGUUUGCUGAUUUUAAUAGAAGAUUUUGGAUUUAGUAGUGUGGAACUACUAUUGUAUUUCUGAGGAAAUAACCCAAAAUAAAUGAAAUGCAUCAUCUGUGUUGCAGGUGUAGUGGAAGGGGGGGGGGGGGUAAUUGAUGUAAUUAAGGUUUAAUUAGAGUAGCGAUUUGCUUGUUCUCUUAUUCAGAAAUGGAUGAAGUCUGUUGCUCUAGCAGCAACAGAAAUAAGAAGGAAUUUAUGUCUUAGCUUUUCAAAUUUCAAGCCCAUGAAUGCUUUCCCACAUGCAUGUGCAACGCUAUUAAAUGUCAAAGACAUUCACCCGAGGUCAGAGCAGCUGUGACUUUUAUCUGCUUAAAGGAUCUUUUAUUUUCCAAGCGUUUCUAGACAUUUGUAAAUUUGAAUUUCAUGCAGAUGUAUUUGUGGCUUUCCCUGUACACUGCAGAGAUAAGCUAACUGUCCUGUCCUAACAAAACUUGAAAAUGUGUGUUUGUGUGUGUGUGUAUUUGACAACUUGGCAAAUGGGUGUCAUGGUGUGUUUGUGUGUGUGUGUGUUUUUACAAUGUAGAUUAGAGAAUGUGAAUUCAGAGUUUGUAGAUUUUUUUCAAUGAGCAUUAUGUUUCUGGUAUUUGUACAUAACUUGUUUUGUAUUUAUACCUUUUUGUUUUUCUGAAUUGAUACUGGCCUUUUUUUUUUUUUACAGAAGGCACAAUUGUUUUUGUAUGACAUGCGGCACUUAAUAUUUUGUAAUAUUGUGUGGUCUGUUUGAAAUGAUUAAAUAAAUACUGAAGCCAUGGUUUACACUUGGAAA